This is a messenger RNA of Zootoca vivipara (common lizard), 2597 nucleotides long. It is a transcript of the gene RPN1, whose product is annotated as ribophorin I. Gene Ontology annotation, cellular component: oligosaccharyltransferase complex; membrane. The record is from RefSeq and is a predicted model, not a curated record. NCBI's taxonomy places the organism in Eukaryota, Metazoa, Chordata, Lepidosauria, Squamata, Lacertidae.
UCUUGUGCCCGCCUGAUGAAUGAACCUUGCCGCGAGGGAGGGGAGUCUAUCCGGUUCGCUCGGCUGCUCAGUCUCUCGGCGUGGCCAGCCAUGGAGAGCGUCUCCCUCCUCCUCCUCCUCUGCUUGGGGGGCGCCCUGGCUGCCCCGGAGCUGGUCAACGAAGAAGUGAAGAGGACCGUGGACCUCGGCACUCACCUGGCCAAAGUGACGGCCGAGCUGAGCCUGGCCAACCCCGCGGGGGGCUCCGGGUCCGCCGCCUCCUUCCUGCUGGCUCUGGACCCGGGCCUGGAGAGCCACCUGGCCUACCUGGGGGUGCAGGUGAAAGGUGAGGAAGAAGAAGAGAGUACUCUUGAGUUGAAGGAGACAAAGGUAAAAGGUAAAAGUGGCAAAUUCUUCACUGUAAAACUGCCAUCUCCUUUGGCUCCAGGUGGAAAGAUUCGCUUAUCUGUUGAAACGGUUUUUACACAUGUCCUGCAGCCAUACCCAACUCAUAUCACCCAAGCAGAGAAACAGUUUGUGGUUUUUGAGGGCAAUCAUUAUUUUUACUCUCCGUACCCAACCAAGACCCAAACUACUCGGAUUAAACUGGCCUCAAGGAACGUGGAAAGCUACACCAAACUAGGCAACCCUAGUCGGUCAGAGGACAUGAUUGAAUAUGGACCCUUCAGGGAUGUUCCACCAUACAGUGAGGAUAACCUUAAGGUGCACUAUGAAAACAAUAGUCCGUUCCUGACUAUCACUACCAUGACACGUGUCAUUGAAGUUUCUCACUGGGGCAAUAUUGCUGUAGAAGAGACGGUUGACUUGAAGCACACAGGAGCUGUGCUCAAAGGACCUUUCUCCAGAUAUGACUACCAAAGACAGCCGGACAGUGGAAUAUCCUCUGUGAAGUCUUUCAAGACUAUCCUUCCUGCUGCUGCUCAAGAUGUGUAUUACAGAGAUGAAAUUGGCAACAUAUCCACCAGUCAUCUCCUCAUUCUGGAUGACUCUGUGGAAAUGGAGAUCCGCCCUCGCUUCCCCCUGUUUGGUGGUUGGAAGACACAUUACAUCAUUGGUUAUAACCUGCCUAGCUAUGAAUACCUCUUUAAUCUUGGUGAUCAGUAUGCCCUGAAGAUGAGAUUUGUUGACCACGUGUUUGAUGAGCAAGUUACAGACUCACUAACUGUAAAGAUAAUCCUUCCAGAAGGUGCCAAGAAUAUCCAUGUGGAUAGUCCAUAUGACAUCAGUCGGGCACCUGAUGAACUUCACUACACCUAUUUGGACACCUUUGGCCGUCCAGUCAUAGUUGCGCACAAGAACAACCUAGUUGAGCAGCACAUCCAGGAUAUUGUGGUGCACUAUAAUUUUAACAAGAUCCUGAUGCUGCAAGAACCUCUCCUGGUAGUUGGAGCCUUCUACAUUCUGUUCUUUACAGUGAUCCUCUAUGUGAGGCUGGACUUCUCUAUCACUAAGGAUCCAGCAGCAGAAGCUAGGAUGAAAGUUGCCUGCAUCACAGAGCAAGUUCUCACCCUGGUGAAUAAGAGACUACGCCUGUACCGCCAUUUUGAUGAAGCUGUGAAUAAGUAUAAGCAGUCACGGGAUAUUUCAAACCUAAACAGUGGCAAAAAAUCACUGGAGACUGAACAUAAGGCCUUAACCAACGAAAUAGCUUCAUUGCAGUCCAAGCUGAAGACAGAAGGCUCUGACUUGUGUGACAAAGUUAGCGAAAUCCAGAAACUUGAUAGCCAAGUAAAGGAGCUGGUCCUGAAAUCUUCUGUGGAGGCUGAGCGACUGGUUGUUGGCAAGCUUAAGAAGGAUACAUACAUAGAGAAUGAGAAGAUGCAUUCUAACAAGCGUCAGGAGCUGAUCACCAAAAUCGACAACAUCCUUGAUGCGCUAUAAGUUAGAAGUAAAAAGUUUGGGAAAGAGCUAAAAGGGGUGGAAGAAGGUUCAAUGGGCAUACUGAGCCACACCAAGUGGGGUGGGGGGUGGGGGGUGGGGAGAGGUGUGUCUAGCCUACAAAACUGCAGCAAGGGAAAAGCUUUUGGAAGUCGCCUCCAAAAUGUGGUGUUAGUCACUUUUAGGACCUGUUUGCUCUGUGAUACACCUACUGUUCAGAAGAGGUUUUUAUACCAUGCCUUGGACUUAACUGAAACCAUUGUCCUCAGAGUGUUAGUAGCACGACUUCAAAGUCUGCUGAGCGGCCCCCUAAUUUUCAGUAGGGAAGCAUGCACACAGGUCCUGUACUGGCACUGAAUGUCUCAGUCAGAGAAUAAAUACAACUGUUUUAUUCAAAGGUUUGGUAGCAAAUCUUUCCUUCUGUCCUCCACCUUUGAAUUUAUACUUUUUUUAUAUUUUGGAGAUGGGGAUACGGAUAAGUAACUUGAACAAAGGAUUUUUUAAAAAACCAUUUUUCGCACUAAAUGAGAUUCUUGUCCCUGAACUUUCUGAGCCUCUUUCAAAGUUCAGUGUUGGGGUAGAGUCCAGGGAAAGAGAAGGGAGCGGGUGAGGUUCAUUUGCUUAGAAGCCUGUGCUUUUCCUCAGACGGUUUGUUUCUUUAAAAAAAAAUUGUAGGGAAGAUCAAACUGAAAUAAAGAUGUAUGGAUCUUCUGCCUCUA